AUGGGCCAAAUGCCCCUGAGCGUCGCGCGUGGCGAGCUGGAUCUGGAGCAAGCGGGCGGUGCGCAGGCGGGUGAGCGGGCGGUGGCGGUGUCUGGCGUGACUCGUGAUGCGCGCGUGGUUCGCGGUGUGCCAUCUUCAAACGAGCGUGACGUGGGCAAGUGGGUACGGGGGUGCCAAAAUAAGGGUGGGUGGGAGGUGGGUGAUAGCGACUCGCGAAGGGCUGCUGGGUCCGUGGUCAGUGGGAGUCAGAAGAAACAUGGAAAUGGGGUCCCAACCCCCCCUCCCCCCGCAAAGAGCGUGUGCAAGCUUGGUGACUCGUGA
Molecule: messenger RNA, 321 nt
Organism: Symbiodinium natans
Lineage: Eukaryota; Dinophyceae; Suessiales; Symbiodiniaceae
Source: the annotation of a GenBank genome assembly